Messenger RNA from Sitophilus oryzae (rice weevil), 1616 nucleotides. RefSeq names its product spliceosome-associated protein CWC27 homolog. Gene Ontology annotation, molecular function: peptidyl-prolyl cis-trans isomerase activity. Gene Ontology annotation, biological process: protein folding; protein peptidyl-prolyl isomerization. The transcript is spliced from 9 exons. Gene Ontology annotation, cellular component: catalytic step 2 spliceosome. The coding region runs from base 100 to 1500 and encodes 466 amino acids. The record is from RefSeq and is a predicted model, not a curated record. Lineage: Eukaryota; Metazoa; Arthropoda; Insecta; Coleoptera; Curculionidae.
AAGAGAUAAAAAACAUAACCUUAUUUUAUUUUCCAAAAUUCAAAAUAAACAUUUUGAGCUAUUUUUAUAUUUAUAUAAAUACUUUUUUAAUCCCUCACUAUGAGUAAUAUUUAUAUUUUAGAACCUCCAACUUCCGGAAAAGUAUUACUUAAAACAACAGCUGGAGAUAUCGAUAUUGAAUUAUGGGCUAAAGAAACGCCUAAAACUUGUCGAAAUUUUCUCCAGUUAUGCUUAGAAGGCUAUUAUAAUAAUACAAUAUUUCACAGAGUAGUCAAAGGAUUUAUAGUUCAAGGUGGUGAUCCUAAGGGUGAUGGUACAGGAGGAGAAUCAAUAUAUGGUGAACCAUUUAAAGAUGAGUUUCAUCAACGAUUGCGUUUCACCCGUCGAGGCUUACUUGCGAUGGCGAAUGCUGGAAAAGAUGAUAACGGCUCCCAAUUCUUCUUCACACUUGAAGCAACACCAGAGCUACAAAACAAACACACAAUAUUUGGAAAAGUUACAGGUGAUACUGUAUUUAACAUGAUUAAAUUGGCUGAAGGACUUAUUGAAGAUGAACGACCAGUAUAUCCUUACAAAAUAUUAAAAACUGAAAUUUUACACAAUCCAUUUCCAGAUAUUGUGCCGAGAGUCAAAGAGGUUCAAGUUAAAGAAAAGAAAAAAAAGGAAAAGAAAGUGGGUGUUAAAGAUUUCAAACUUUUAUCCUUUGGAGAAGAAGCUGAAGAGGACGAAGAAAUAUCAGCUAGAGAAAAUGAAAAAUUAUCAUCAAAAGGAAAAUCUUCACAUGAUAUUCUUAAUGAUCCGAAAUUAAGUUCUCAAACAGAAGAAAUCCCAAAAGAUUUAGAAAAUGCGGAAAGUGAAGAUGAUACAGAGAGGCAGCUGGAAAGUAUCAGAAAAAAACUUAAAACUGGGCACAAAAAAUCAUCCAAAUUGGUAGAAACUAAAACAAAAAGAACUGUUAUUGUUGAUGAUGGUGACCAGGAAUUGGAGGACUAUUAUCUCAAUAAAGAUAGAGACAUUGAAAGACAGAAAAAAGUGGAAGAAUUGAAGAAAGAGAUUAAAAACGUAAAAAAAGAAUAUCAUGAAAAUAAACUGAAGAAAGAAGAUCAAAAAGCCAAAGAAUCAAAAGAUAGCAAAGAGAAAGAUGAAACUUUCCAAGAAUAUAAUGAUGAAGUUGACAAAUACAAAAAGCUAAAGGUCUCACUACCUAAAAAAGGAGCUGAAAGAGAGGCAUUUACACUACAAUUGUUAGAAAACUUCAAGAAGAAACUACACUCUAGUAAGGAAUCUGAACCUGUGAGUGAGGAAGAAGAAACAGAUAAUAAAAAUGAAAAUAUUGAUAAGGAUGAAACUUGGCUACACCACAAACUACAUUUCACAGACAAUCUAGUUUUGGCCAAAGAUGCCAACACUAAAGACGACGAUUGGUUUGAAAUCUACGAUCCAAGAAAUCCUCUUAACAAAAGAAGGAGAGGGGAACCAACAAAAUCCAAAAACUCGUAAUUUCUAAGGGAAAACUAUAUUAUUUUUUACUUUAUUUAUACAUGGAUGGUACAACAUAAUGUAACUUCUAAACAGAUUAAAUUAAAGCUGAAAAUUAAAGGUAAUAAAUCAAUCAA